Messenger RNA from Penaeus vannamei (Pacific white shrimp), 615 nucleotides. The record is from RefSeq and is a predicted model, not a curated record. Lineage: Eukaryota; Metazoa; Arthropoda; Malacostraca; Decapoda; Penaeidae.
AUGAUAAAAGAUAGUAAUGAUGAUAAAGCCAACAUUUGCGAUGGUGAUGAAGAUAAUGACAACAAUAACAGCGACAACGAUGACAGCAUGAAUACCGACGGCGGCCAAAACAAGAACAACAACAGUUACAACACCAACGAGCACUUAAUUAAGGCGAAGUUCCCACAAACGUCACAACAGCGGAAACUGACUCAAGUGAGCUGUAUACCGAACUGCAAUCCAGAAACAAUUAGGCAAUUAGAACCGCAGAGACCAGAGGAGGAAGUGCCAAGGGUGUUGGUUCGAGAAGGAGCAACAAUGACUGACAUUGCCGGGGCGUGGGAAGUUGUCGGAACAUCCACCAAGGAGGCUAGCAGAGGGACACCCAAGUUAGCGAUUAGGGCGUCCUCGGAGGACAUCCAGCCAGCAGAGAAGGAAGGAAGACCCGUCCCUCUGACUUCGCGGGGCUCCCGUCUAGAUGUCGCGCCCCGUCCUCGCCGUGACAGCUUUUCGAUACCGGCCCGAAAGCGUCUCCGGACUUCAGUGCGGGAGGCGACGGCGGGAGGAACGCGCGCGCGGUCCCUGGUGUCGACUCUCUGCGCAGUUGAGGGGCGGUCUGUUGCAGGGUGGAUGUAG